UGUUUUUUUUUUUUUUAAAUUGGCGACUUGAGAUCAGAAGCGCCGAUUCUAAUUUCAAUAAAUAUUGAAUCCGUGCUUUUUAAUUUUAAUUUCGAUUCAAUUCAGUUCCGAAUUUGAUCAGUUUCGUUCCCAAAUUUGACCCAUCAAUUUCAAUUUAGUUUCAGUUUAAAACCGGUCCGACGCCAGGUCUAAUUGCGACUGUGGGUAUAAUCGCUCGGCUGUAAAAAAUCUUUGAUAAAUUCACUUUAUUCUAUCAUCUGUAAAUUAAAUUAAAAUAAUAUUAUAUGAUAUUUAUUUGUUAAUCGUUGUAUUUGCAAUAGCUAAAAUUUCCCCGCUCAGAAAAUAAAUGAGUAACCGUUUUUCGAGAACACCACCGAACUCCCAACUCUCCAUCGACUGAUAGGCUGCACUUCAGCUUUCUUUACUACGCUGUCGCUGACCCACCUUUGAGAGAUUUCAGGGAACUACAAAUUUGGCUUUGAUUUCAAACAGAAGAACAAAAAUGGCACAUCCGGAUAAAACUCCUCGAGUUUUCUGUGUUGGAACGGCCGAUACAAAGCUCGACGAACUCCGUUUCCUCUCCGAUUCCGUCCGAUCCUCUCUCACCUCCUUAUCCUCCAAUUUAUCUUCCAAGGUAGAGGUGGUAGUUGUUGAUGUUUCUGUUGGUCAGAAAGAAAUUGACAGUGUUGGGGACUUCCCAUUUGUACCAAGAAAUGAUGUUCUUGCUUGUUAUCUGGGUUCAGUUGAUCAAACUCAGAAUGUACUUCCUGAUGAUAGAGGCCAAGCUGUUACUGUAAUGAGUAAAGCUCUCGAAAAUUUCUUAAAGAAAGCUCAAGAGGAUAAUAAUGUCAUUGCUGGAGUCAUUGGGAUUGGAGGUAGUGGAGGCACGUCUUUAUUAUCAUCUGCCUUUAGAUUGCUACAAUUUGGUAUGCCCAAGGUUAUUGUGUCUACUGUAGCAAGUGGUCAAACUGAACCUUAUGUGGGUACCUCAGAUUUGAUUUUGUUCCCAUCUGUAGUGGAUGUGUGUGGGAUUAAUAGUGUAAGUAGAGUUAUUUUAUCAAAUGCUGGAUCUGCUUUUGCUGGAAUGGUUAUUGGAAGGCUUGGGAGAGUAGGAGGUUCCUGUGGUGUUAGUGAUAAAUUAACUGUUGGUAUAACUAUGUUUGGAGUUACAACUCCUUGUGUCAACGCUGUCAAAGAAAGAUUGACAAGAGAAGGCUAUGAAACCUUGAUUUUUCAUGCCACUGGUGUUGGGGGCAGAGCAAUGGAGUCUCUUGUUAGAGAGGGAUUCAUACAGGGUGUUAUGGAUAUUACUACAACAGAGGUUGCAGACUACGUAGUUGGUGGUGUUAUGGCAUGUGAUAGGUCCCACUUUGAUGCCAUCUUAGAUAAGAAUGUUCCUUUGGUCUUGAGUGUAGGAGCCUUGGACAUGGUGAAUUUUGGAGCUAAGGAAACAAUCCCUUCUAAUUUUCAGCAAAGGAAGAUUCAUAUCCACAAUGAGCAGGUCUCACUCAUGCGAACCACCAUGGAAGAGAAUAAGAAAUUUGCUGUCUUUAUAGCAGAUAAACUAAACAAGUCAAUUUCAAAGAUUCGUGUUUGCUUGCCACAGAAAGGUGUUUCAGCUUUAGAUGCACCUGGGAAACCCUUUUAUGAUCCUGAGGCCACUGCUACUCUUCUAAAUGAAAUGCAGAGGCUAAUACAGACAAAUGAGAACCGGCAGGUAAAGGUGUAUCCUUAUCAUAUCAAUGACCUGGAGUUUGCAGAUGCACUGGUUAACUCAUUUUUAGAGAUUAGUUUGAAGAGCCCUAUCGAUUCCAGUCCUCCCCAAAGUCCUAUUCAUGAAUCCAUUCAACGCUUGCAUAAUAUUCCCAAUAACUCUUCGAGCUGUGGGACUAUUUGUUACAGCCCAAGCAACUUCCCGGAUGCAAGACCAGAAACUUUGCAGAAGACUCAGUCAAUAUUGCAGCAACUAAAAGAUCAAAUAGAAAAAGGAUUGCCCAUAAUAGGGGCUGGUGCAGGAACUGGAAUAUCUGCAAAGUUUGAGGAAGCUGGUGGUGUUGAUUUAAUAGUGCUAUACAACUCAGGGCGCUUUCGCAUGGCAGGAAGAGGUUCCUUAGCAGGGUUAUUGCCUUUUGCAGAUGCAAAUGCUGUAGUAGUUGACAUGGCCAAUGAAGUGUUACCUGUUGUGAAGGCGGUACCAGUUCUUGCUGGAGUAUGUGCAACUGAUCCCUUUCGGCGAAUGGAUUACUUCCUAAAGCAGUUGGAGUCAAUUGGAUUCUCCGGUGUGCAGAAUUUUCCAACUGUUGGGCUGUUUGAUGGUAACUUUAGACAAAAUCUGGAAGAGACAGGAAUGGGAUAUGGCUUGGAAGUCCAGAUGAUUGAAAAAGCACACAAAAUGGGUCUCUUGACCACCCCCUAUGCUUUUAACCAAAAUGAAGCCAAGAAAAUGGCGAAGGCUGGUGCAGAUAUAAUUGUAGCCCAUAUGGGGCUUACAACAUCUGGGACUAUUGGUGCAAAAACAGCUGUCUCACUGGAAGAUAGUGUAGUUCGUGUGCAAGCUAUUGCAGAUGCUGCACAUAGUGUCAACCCUUAUAUUAUUGUGCUUUGCCAUGGAGGUCCUAUAUCCGGUCCUAGGGAGGCAGAAUUCAUACUGAAAAGAACCAAGGAGGUGCAUGGAUUUUAUGGUGCAUCAAGCAUGGAGAGAUUACCUGCUGAACAAGCUAUAGCAAGCACAAUGCAACAGUAUAAAUCAAUCUCCAUCAAAUGAGGUUCAGUAAUCAGUAUCAUAUGCCGUCAAGCUGGAUGUAGCAUGUAUGUGUGCAUAACUUAUCAUUUUCAUUUUAAUCUUUCGAUUGCCUGCUAAGAGAGUAAAGAAAUAAGGAUCCCCCCAGGCGUAAAUAACUAUGAAAUGCUGCUGCAUUCAUUCAUAAGGCUUGUAGAAGUUGAUUGCAGCAGCCAUCACAUCAUAAGAACAAAUGGCUAUACUAAACUUUUCAUGAAUGAUAACAAUUACAUUCACCGAAUGAUUUAUUCGGAUGAAUAAAUGAAAUUA
Molecule: messenger RNA, 3049 nt
Organism: Ricinus communis (castor bean)
Lineage: Eukaryota; Viridiplantae; Streptophyta; Magnoliopsida; Malpighiales; Euphorbiaceae
Product: toMV susceptible protein tm-1(GCR26)
Exons: 9
Coding region: 503-2764 (753 amino acids)
Biological process (GO): carbohydrate derivative metabolic process
Molecular function (GO): catalytic activity; carbohydrate derivative binding
Source: RefSeq, a predicted model, not a curated record